Molecule: messenger RNA, 588 nt
Organism: Echinococcus granulosus
Lineage: Eukaryota; Metazoa; Platyhelminthes; Cestoda; Cyclophyllidea; Taeniidae
Exons: 2
Coding region: 1-588 (195 amino acids)
Source: RefSeq, a predicted model, not a curated record
AUGGAGCAUUUAUCACAUGUUCAUCAAAGAAACUUAUGUGGUCGAAAUACACUUAUUUCAACGGUACGCUUGACCAUGUACAACUUCUCAUUCUGUGCACCUCCAACAAAUCCAUUUCAAGACUCGUGCGAUUUAAAAGUCAUUUUAGAGAUAACUGGACGCUACAGAACAGAAAGACUAAGAAAACUCAUCGACACAUCAGUGAUGUAUCUCUCCGUGAGAGACCUUGCUCAGUUUGGGUCAAAAACUGUACAGUUGGAUGACUUAUUGAUAUAUGAAUGGCUUGGCUUUGGUGUUCAUUUUACCGUUUUACAACUACCGUUCCAACUUAUGGUGUGUAUGACCCCAUUCACGCUCAGAAGUGAGUUCCCCAAUCCAAAUAAAUGGCGAGUGAAAAGCGAACACAGUAAUGGAAGAAAGUUCAAUUCCCUUAUAAAAGAACUGCUAACUUUCUUGUUUUACAAGGCACACACAAGAAAAGAUGAAAGACAUGAAAGCACAACCACUUGUCGGCAAUUACAAGAAGUGUCGUUUCGAGCUCAACACCUUUAUGCUCAUCGCGAUGAAUGUGUUGCUACUGACGAAUAA